CCCAAAAUGGCAUACAAAAAAAACAGUUUCAUAUUCAAGAGUAGAAAAUCAAACAGCUGUGUACAAAAUACAAUAAAUCAAUAUUAAUUAAAAUAUAAAUAUAAAAUUUUCUACUCCCUUCUGUUUCGGAGUCCUAUUUAUUUACAACCUCAAUAUAGAAUUUUCCCUCUAAAUAACUAACUUCAUAUUUUUAUGACACAAAAACUAAAAGAAAAAGAAAAAGAGAAAAUAAAAUUUCAUUUUCCAAGUUUCAACAUCAAAGGUCAAAAAUCUUCUUUCUGAGUCUCUCAUUGUUCUUCUAGGUUCCAAAUCUUAUCAGGUUCUUCUUCAAUAAAGAGAUUUUAUGAGGAGUUAAUACAAAUAUUUAAAGAAAAAAAUCAUCAAGCCUUUCAGUUUUUCUUUUCUUUUCUUUUUUUUUUUUUUUUCUGUUGUAAAUUUCAGAGCAGAUAGCAUAAGGAAAUCUGUAUGAACAUAAAACGAUGUCGUUUAGUCGGUCAUUACGAGGUCAUCACUCGUUGAACCAGGCGCCACCAUUAGCAGAGAAAAUCACAGAUGAACCGAUUACCUCGAGAACGGCACAGAGCACGGUGACCUGCGUUUACAUGGCCAAUAUCUCCGGCUACUGGCGGAAGGUAACGGUGACCUGGUGCAAAAACCUGAUGAGCCAUUUCUUCAACAUCGCCAUCCAGAGCAUAGACGGCGAUUUCCAUUGCCAUACCUGCAAAAUCGACCUCAAACCUUGGCAUUUCUGGAGUAAGAAAGGUUUCAAAUCGUUCGAGAUCGAAUCCAAUAACUCCAUCGACGUAUACUGGGAUCUCCGAUCAGCGAAAUUCUCUGCCGGACCGGAACCCUGCACCGAUUUCUACGUAGCAUUGAUAUGCGACGAUGAGGUGGUGCUCUUAAUCGGCGAUAUCAAGAAGAAAGCAUACAAGAGGACGAAAUCGCGGCCAGCGCUAAUCGACGCGGUUCUGUUCUACAAGAAGGAGAACGUGUUCGCGAAGAGAACUUUCUCGACGCGAGCGAAAUUCGACGAGAGAAAGAAGGCUCACGAGAUCGUAGUUGAGAGUUCAACGGCGGGGCCUAAAGAUCCGGAGAUGUGGAUCAGCGUGGAUGGGAUCGUGGUAAUCCAUGUGAAGAACCUUCAAUGGAAGUUUCGAGGGAAUCAGACAGUGGUGGUGGGUGGGAAUGGGAAUAGUCAGACGGUUCAGGUGUUUUGGGAUGUGCAUGAUUGGUUGUUUGGGAGUCCUGGGAAUGGACAUGGGUUGUUCAUCUUCAAACCAGGGAUUGCAGAGAUUGAGGAGAGUGAGAUGGAAGAUAGUGGGCAUGGGAGUGAAAACGGAAGCUUGUAUUAUUCCACCAUUAGUAACUCCAAUACCAGUGAGUUUUGUCUUUUUCUUCAUGCUUGGAAAAUUGAGUGAAAAGAAGAAGAAAGAGAAAUUAUUUGAAUUUGAUCUUACUUU
Messenger RNA from Cannabis sativa, 1460 nucleotides. RefSeq lists its product as uncharacterized. Lineage: Eukaryota; Viridiplantae; Streptophyta; Magnoliopsida; Rosales; Cannabaceae. The coding region runs from base 480 to 1418 and encodes 312 amino acids. The transcript has a single exon. The record is from RefSeq and is a predicted model, not a curated record.